CAGUUGUCUGCAUCUCAAAACAUUGCUGUGUGUUAUUUGGCCACUUUCCCUUGUAUUGGCAUUAGACUCGCUUCUCUGUUUGCUCUCAUCGAUCCCUUACUCUUCUUGAUCAUUUUCUUCUUCCUACCAUGUCUGGUGCAGAUGUUGGCAUUGCCUUUAUGUCUGCCUUCCUUCAGGUGGCUUUUGACCGGUUGGCUACCGGAGAAACACUUCGCUACUUCCAAAAGAGAGGAUUGAAUGAGACACUGGUGAAGAAAUUGAAGAUCAUGCUAAUAUCUGUGAACAGUGUAAUUGAUGAUGCUGAGUAUAAGCAGUUUAGUGAUCCAAAUGUGAGGGCCUGGCUUUUGGAGCUCAAAGACGCUGUGUACGAUGCUGAGGAUGUCUUGGAUGAGAUUAGCUAUGAACUCUACAAACGCAAGUUGGAAGCCGAAGCUGAACCUCAAACCAGUGUUACUAGCAAGGUACGCAAAUUCUUCAAUGCUUCUGCUACUUCAUUUGACCAGGAAAUUGAAUCAAGGAUGAAACAAGUCCUUGAAAGCCUUGAAUUUCUUGAGAGCAGAAGGAUUGGUUUGGGAUUAAACGAAGGUAAAGAUGGUGCUGUUGGGUCUGUCACAAAGCUGCCGACAACUUCUUUGGUGGAUGAAGUUGGAAUAUGUGGAAGGGAUAAGGACAAAGAUAUCAUCGUUAGGCAGUUGCAAAAUGACUGUCACUUUUCUGUGAUCUCUAUAGUCGGUAUGGGUGGGCUAGGCAAGACCACCCUUGCUCAGCUUGUUUAUAAUGAUAAAAGGAUUAAGAGUGAAUUUGACCUCAGACUUUGGAUAUGUGUUUCUGAUGACUUUGAUGUUUUGAGGUUGACAAAAAUAAUUUUCAAGAAAAUCAUGGCAUCUAACGAUGAGGCAGAAGAUUUAGAUGCACUUCAAAAUAAAUUGAAGGAUUGGUCGUCUAAAAAAAAAUUUCUUAUUGUUCUUGAUGAUGUUUGGUGUGAUGAUUACGUAUUAUGGGAAGCUUUUUUAGCACCUUUCAUAGGUGGGGUUGUGGGAAGCAGAAUUCUUGUUACUUCACGCAAUGAGAAAGUUGCCUUAGCCGUCCCCUCUGAUGAAAUAUAUCACCCAAAUCACUUGUCAGAUGAAGAUGGUUGGCUCUUAUUUACAAAGUAUGCAUUUCGCAACUAUUGUCCACCAACGAAUUUUAAUCAUGAAGAAAUUGGAAGAAAGAUUGUUAAAAAGUGCAAAGGUUUGCCUUUGGCCUUGAAAACAAUUGGGAGUCUCUUGUACAGGAAAUCAUCUUGGGAAGAAUGGAACAACAUUUUGAGAAGUGAGAUAUGGAACAUUUCUUAUAAUAAUAUUCUUCCUGCUUUGAUAUUGAGCUAUCAUUAUCUUCCUUCUCAUCUAAAGCGAUGCUUUGCUUAUUGUUCAUUAUUCCCGAAGGAUUAUGAAUUUGGCAAGAAGGAGUUAAUUCUAUUGUGGAUGGCUCAUAAUUUCUUACAAGCCUCUCAAUCAAAUAAGUCAAUUGAAGAAGUAGGCAACGAAUACUUCCAAGAGCUUGUGUCAAGAUCCUUUUUUCAGAAGUCUUCUGGAAAUGAAGCAUAUUUUGUCAUGCAUGACAUUCUCAAUGAUUUGGCAAAUUUUGUAUCUGGUGAGUUUUGUUUCAAGCAAGAGGUUAAAGAGGUGGCAUAUAAUUUAGAAAAAACCCGUCACUUAUCUUUUUUGUGUCAUGAAUACAGAGAAUAUAAAUGGUCUGAGAAUUUGCAAAAAAUAAAAAAAUUACAAACAUUCUUGCCUCUUUUGAAUAAGUGGGGUUUCAAGUGGACUUCGAGGGACCUAAUAUUUGAUCAGUUGUGUAAGUGCAAAUGUUUGCGAGUUUUAUCUUUGACUUCCAAUGACACAAUUAGGGAGAUACCUAAUUCUAUAGGAAAUCUCAUACAUCUGCAGUAUCUUGAUCUAUCUUAUUGCAAAAUUAAGAGACUUCCUAAGUCAGUAUGUCUUCUGUAUAACCUACAAACCUUGAAGUUGCUUGAGUGCAUGCUCUUGGUUGAGUUGCCUGCUGAUUUUCAUAAAUUAAAAAAUUUGCGUCUUCUAGAUUUACGAUUCACUUUCUUGAAAAAGAUUCCAUCAAAUAUGGGAACAAUGAAAAAUCUUCUAGUUCGGUUGGUAUCAUUUAAAGUGGGCAAGUGUAAUGAGCUCAACAUCAAACAAUUAGGCGAACUCAAUCUUCAAGGAGCACUUUUAAUUUAUGAGUUGCAGAAUGUAGUUCAUGGAAUGGAUGCCUUACAAGCCAACUUGAAAGAAAAGAAGUACCUUGAGGAGUUACGCUUCAGAUGGAAUGAAGACACCAAUGAUGAUUCUCAAAAUAAAAAGGAUGUGCUAGAGAAGCUCCAACCUCACCAAAACUUGAAGAAACUAUCAGUCGAGUACUAUGGUGGCACAAGGUUUCCAGAUUGGUUUGGUGAUAACACAUUAUCCAACAUAGCGGAGCUCCGAUUAAAAAGUUGCAAGUAUUGUUUCGAGUUGCCAUCGUUUGGCAUUUUGGCGUCUCUCAGGUCACUAUUCAUUAAAAAAGUUGGAUGGCAUUGUGGCUAUUGGUGCUGA
Molecule: messenger RNA, 2588 nt
Organism: Neltuma alba
Lineage: Eukaryota; Viridiplantae; Streptophyta; Magnoliopsida; Fabales; Fabaceae
Product: putative disease resistance RPP13-like protein 1
Exons: 1
Coding region: 129-2588 (819 amino acids)
Molecular function (GO): protein binding; ADP binding
Source: RefSeq, a predicted model, not a curated record